UCAGUAUCCAGUAUCAUGGACACUACAUGGGGUGUUAUCUCAUGGAGUGUACCUAGUUAUAUUCCAUCAGACUAUCCCAUUAUCACAUAUGAGAUAGGAUAUCAUAUCUUACAGUCUGGUAACUGCUCAAUGGUAGAUGAUGAUGACAUUGAUAUUAAAAUGCUACAGUUCUCUAAUUCAACCAAUGGCAAUACAUUUAUUAACAUUACUGGUCUUAAUGAUAGUACUUGUUAUAUUUUUGGUGUACGUGCAUACACUGAUAAUGGAUAUGGAGAAUGGACAGUUAUUGCUAAUGAGACACUAGAGCUACCCCCACUACCAUCACCUUCCCUAACAUCAACUACUCAAUACUUCACUACAUCAAGUGUCAUUUCCUCCUCUGUAUCUAUUACUAGGGACACCUCUACUACCUCAAGUUUAGUGCAACCAUCGACAACGGCAUCAACUUCUCCACCUGCUGUAGCAGGUGAUACAGGCUUGUCUCCAGUAGUAUUAGGAGGUGCUGGAGGUGGUGCUCUAGUUGGAAUAUUAAUAGUAAUAAUAUUCAUACUGAUUGUUGUACUUGUACUAAGACGAAAGAAAAGAAGUAAAGAUACGUUAUACAUCAGUGGUGGUGCUAGUGUCAAGAAAGAUGUAAUCAAUGACAUACCUUUAUUGGAACAAAAAACACCAAUCAGCAGUGAACCUGGUAAUACGAUAACAUUCAUACAUUACAUUAGUACACAUAAAUGUAUCAUAUUGCACUCAUAAUUUGCUAUCAAGGCC
Molecule: messenger RNA, 765 nt
Organism: Amphimedon queenslandica
Lineage: Eukaryota; Metazoa; Porifera; Demospongiae; Haplosclerida; Niphatidae
Exons: 4
Coding region: 16-750 (244 amino acids)
Molecular function (GO): protein binding
Source: RefSeq, a predicted model, not a curated record